CGGGUGCGCGGGCGCUUCGUGUCGGCCUCACUCCAUGCCCGAGCACGACAAAUACCAGCUGCGGCCGCGGGCUGCGAGGAGCCGCGAGCCUCGCGCCCGACGAACUCCUCAACCCCUCAGUAAAUACCGGAGGAAAACAGCCAACGCAAGGGAACGAAGCCGAAUGAGGGAAAUCAACCGAGCCUUUGAAGCUUUAAGACGCGCUGUACCCGCCUCUGAGAUCACGGGGACGCCGGUUCCGUGCGAGAAGCUCACCAAGAUCACUACUCUGCGACUGGCUAUGAGAUACAUCACGGCUCUGUCUGCAGCCUUGAGGGACGAUGGCCCUGAGACGGAAACAACUCGGCCGGAUCGAUGGCCUUCGCCUCUUUGCUCGGAUCUGUCGGAGUUCUCGACGGAACUGGACCAGGAGACUCCCUCCGAGUUCGCGGAGGAUUCGUUGUCUCCAUUCGAUUCGUUCUUUGCGGAGUUCGACUGUGAUUACAUCGAAAGGACAUUUGCGUGACAGUUUUGUGAUGUGUCGUGACGGACUGGCACCUGCUUAGGUACACGUUCAACUUCCAGUUUGCCAUAUUAUUAAUAAAAUUUUAUACUGUAUGUUUUUAAAUUAUUAUUUUUAUUAAUAAAUUAAUUGUUGACGU
Molecule: messenger RNA, 641 nt
Organism: Bombyx mandarina (wild silkworm)
Lineage: Eukaryota; Metazoa; Arthropoda; Insecta; Lepidoptera; Bombycidae
Product: neurogenic differentiation factor 6-B
Biological process (GO): anatomical structure morphogenesis; positive regulation of transcription by RNA polymerase II
Cellular component (GO): nucleus
Molecular function (GO): protein dimerization activity; DNA-binding transcription factor activity; E-box binding
Source: RefSeq, a predicted model, not a curated record